AUGGUCAUCCAGACAACGCUUCAGCAAACCAUCUUCAAGUCAUUUCAUAAACCAAUUCAUGUCACGCAGCUCAAUGAAAGCGAGCUGACGGAGAGCCAGACCUCGGAAUUCUUGCGGACCACACAUGGAGAUGUCUAUGGGAUUGCUGCCUCCUAUGGGCCACGACUUGUGCUCACAUCUGUUGCUUUCUCUACAUCAACCCGCGUUCUUUAUAUCAAAAUGACAGCGCCUCGCAAGGGAACGAAAGGCAAGUCGAAGACGCAGCCAGCAGCGUUGACGCGGAGCCGCGAUAUUCUGCGCGACCGUCUUCUCUGCCAUUUAGAUUUUAGAAAGCUCGGAUUCGACGCCCAUCGCAUUGCCAUCUCUCUCUAUCUCGAUCACAGUCUCUUCAUUACACGAGCCAUUGACCUACAGAGUGUCAUGACGAGCAACCGUCGAGCGCCUGCGACUCUUCUCCAGAUCCUAGGCGGCGAGGCUCAAUUGCACAAAGAGCAGCUUCUUAAUACUUUCUUUGGUAUCGCUUACGACAAGGCAAGUCCCGAGAACGUCUGCCUUCGGGCUUGGGCAGCCUGUCAAGCAGCUUCCGUCGGAUCUACAACCAAGCAGCUCCUUUCGGUACUUCCUAUCGAUACCUCAGCACUGGAGACCCUCCACUUGAAUGUGAUCGCGAAAGUUAUACGAGACUUCGAUCGUCUCUAUAUCUUGAAGCCGACUAGAGUGAAGAAUGAUGUUGCUACACAAUUCAGUCACAAGCAAGGCGCAUUAAACGUCGAGCUCACUCGUUUCAAGACUCGCCUACGGGUCUCCAGCUCGCAGUCGUUGGUCGUGGAGGUAGCAUCCAAGGGCCGCCAGGCUAUCUCUGCUCAAGGGCGUACAACCCGUCAGGCCGGAAAAGCAGCGCAGAUCUCGUUAAACAAAUCCGUCCCGGCAAACGGACAGAUCAAGAAUAUUUACACCAUUGGUAGAGAGGAAUUGACUCACGCCGAAAGCGAGCGGGAGCUAGUAGCUCUUCAAGUACUGCAAUGCAGAUCCGCAUUCUUCAGCAAGACCCUUGUUCGGCGGAUAUUUGUGGGCUGCAGUGGCAAGACUCUACAGACACGCUCUGCGAAGCGUCGUGCGCCUCCUGCGCCUCCCAUCUUGUUCCCGGGUAGACCUCUAAAUGCUUCUCAGACGGCGGCAGUACGCCGCAUCCUCUCGAAAUCCAGCGACGACCGAGUCUGUCUAGUCCACGGUCCGCCGGGAACGGGGAAAACCACGGUCAUUGCGGCGAGCGUUACGAGCCUCAUGGCAGCUCCCGUGGACGGCGUUGGCAUUUGGCUCGUGGCGCAGUCAAAUGUGGCCGUGAAGAACAUAGCAGAGAAGCUUGCAAGCGUCGGUUUCGCGGACUUCAAGAUACUUGUAUCCAAAGACUUUCACUUCGAAUGGUGA
Molecule: messenger RNA, 1428 nt
Organism: Postia placenta MAD-698-R-SB12
Lineage: Eukaryota; Fungi; Basidiomycota; Agaricomycetes; Polyporales; Adustoporiaceae
Exons: 3
Coding region: 1-1428 (475 amino acids)
Molecular function (GO): 5'-3' DNA helicase activity
Source: RefSeq, a predicted model, not a curated record